Glycine soja is the source of this 2162-nucleotide messenger RNA. RefSeq names its product DNA polymerase alpha subunit B-like. Gene Ontology annotation, molecular function: DNA binding. Gene Ontology annotation, biological process: DNA replication initiation; DNA replication. The coding region runs from base 71 to 1888 and encodes 605 amino acids. Gene Ontology annotation, cellular component: alpha DNA polymerase:primase complex. The record is from RefSeq and is a predicted model, not a curated record. The transcript is spliced from 16 exons. NCBI's taxonomy places the organism in Eukaryota, Viridiplantae, Streptophyta, Magnoliopsida, Fabales, Fabaceae.
AUUCCCGCCAUUCUUUCUUUGCACUUCAACUCGAGUGAGAGAAACCCUAGAGAGAGAAACAGAGAGAGCAAUGGAAGAGGAAAUCAAGUCCGAAUUCAAAAGAAGCGGUUUCGGCCUCGAAGACGAACAAGAGAUUCUAAGCAAAUGUGUCACUUUCUGCAUCAACUACAGUCUCACUCCUUCUGAUCUCGUUUCAAGCUGGGAAGUUUAUUACCUCAAUAGACAGCUGAACGAACCAGUAGUACAAAAUGCUGAAAUUGAUGGCUUUCUGUUGCAUCUACAAAAUGAGAAGAAAGAGGAUGUUAUAAAGGAGAAGGAGGAAGCUGGCUUGCAUAUUUACUCUAUCGGAGACGUAGAAAUGAUCUUAAAUAAUGAUGAUGAUACAAAGGACAAUACUCCCGGAACUCCAAUAAAUCAUCAUCAAGAUCCUUUAUCUCCUGCACCUGAUACACCAUCUUUAAUGUAUGAGAAUGUUUUAUCUUCUGGAAAACCAUCAAAAUCAAAACUAGUAACACCCUUUUCAAAAAGAACAGAUAAGUUUGCAGUGAAAUUUAGCAUCAACACUGUCCCUAAUGUAGAGAAUGAUGAAAAUGAAGAUGAUGUUGUUAGAAGAGUUCCACUCUUUGAAAGGAGUUCAUUGUCCAUUCACGGAUCAGGACCCAAACCAGGUUGCAGAUUCUUGUAUGAUAGAACAGAGGAUAGGCUUAAUGCAAUAGAAAACCGACUUAGGAAACAUACAAGGGCAUUUGUAGCUUCUGGGCUCCAUGAAGAACCAACAGACCCUACAACUGCUUCACAGAGAAGCAUUUUUGCUGUUGGCAUGAUUUGUUGUGAUGGAGAAGGCCGUUUAAAUGAGAAGUCUGUCAUGCUGCAGAGCAGUAUUGAGCAUUCUGGAGGAGAAUGUGUUCGCCUAGACUUGCAACGGUUAAGCCAUUAUUCAAUUUUUCCUGGCCAGAUAGUUGGUAUUGGAGGGCAUAAUCCCAGUGGGCAUUGCUUCGUUGCAACUAAAUUGGUGGAUUCUAUACCUACCUCCGUUGCUGAUGAGGAUUCAAAUCCUGCAAAGAAGCAAGCUGUUGAUAAGGAGAAUCAGCCAACUGAUCUGCUUUGUAAACAAAGAAAGUUAUCAAUGAUUAUUGCUGCUGGCCCCUUUACUACAACAGACAAUUUGUUGUUUGAGCCUCUUAUAGAACUGCUGAAACAUGCAAAACUAAGACCACCACAGUUGCUUGUAUUGCUGGGACCAUUUGUUGACUCUGAGCACCCAGACAUUAAGAAAGGAACUGUAGACACUAGUUUUGAUGAAAUAUUUGAGGAAAUCCUGAAGAAGUUGGAAGAAUAUGUAGAUUCAGCUACACGUGUCCUUCUUGUUCCAUCUAUACGUGAUGCUAACCAUGAUUUUGUUUUUCCUCAACCUGCAUUCGACAUCAAAUCUCAGAUAGUCAGUCUCAGUAAUCCCGGAAUCUUUGAGGCAAAUAAGGUUAAGGUUGGCUGCUGCACCGUGGAUAUUCUCAAGCAAAUCAGUGGGGAGGAGAUAUCACGAACUGCUGCAGAUGGAAAACCCAUUGAUCGCUUGAGUAGACUUGCAAACCAUAUUCUUAACCAACAAAGCUUCUAUCCACUUUACACACCAGCAGAAAGUGUUCCCUUGGACUUUUCGCUUGCUCCAGAAGCCCUUCAACUCUCGUUUGUUCCAGACAUACUUAUCCUACCUUCCGACAUCAAGUACUUUGUCAAGGUGCUUAGUAGCGAAAAUGAAGGGAUAAACCACACGAAAUGCAUAGCUAUCAAUCCGGGAAGACUAGCUAAGGGAGAAGGAGGGGGAACUUUUGUUGAGCUUGAUUACUGUGGGGCUUCCGACCAAAUUAACGCUUCAAUUGUUGGCAUAUGAAAAUUGGAGAUGCGUUUUUGUUAAGGUAACCACUUAAUUUAGCUAUAGUCGCCGAGGCACAGAAACUGCUUAUGACUCGUGCACCUUUGUAUUAUAUAGUUUGUAAUCUGCGUAAUAUUUAAGUUAAACGAAAACUGUAAAGUUAAUUCCUACAAAAAACCACACAGGCCGGACCAGCCAUUUAAUUGACGAAGACAUUAGUUACAGUUUAUUUACUAGGGAGAUUUUUGCUGAUUUUUCUUGAGCUUAAUCAAAUUAGGCAUAUCUUUACUAA